CGCCGCCCCGCUCUCUUCCCGCCGCCGCUUGCAGCUCCUCCUCCUUCUCGUCGUCGGCGAGGGCGCCUCGCUCUCCCUCUCCCGGCAGACGGCGGCGAAGGAGCAGGAGGAAGGGGGCGUCGUCGCGGACCUCGCAGCAGCUGCUCCAGCCGCCUCCUCGCACCUUCCUCGCCUGCCGCUCUGCCCCAUGGCGGAGUAGCUGCGCGCCCGCCUUUGCUGCCUUCGGGGCGGGGGGUGGGGGAGGGAGGAAGGGAGGGGAGGAGGUUGCCAAAGUGGGGGGAGGUCGCGUGCCGCCCCCUCCCUCGACAGCACCGCCGCUACUAGGACGACCACCGACGGCGCGCCACCUCCGCCCCCCCUGCCCCGCCAUGGCCUUCACCUUUGCCGCCUUCUGCUACAUGCUCACCCUGGUCCUCUGCGCUUCGCUCAUCUUCUUCGUCAUCUGGCAUAUAAUUGCCUUUGACGAAUUGCACAUGGACUUCAAGAACCCCAUCGACCAGGGCAACCCAGCCAGGGCAAGAGAGAGGUUGAAAAACAUCGAACGCAUCUGUUGCCUCUUGAGAAAGCUCGUCGUUCCCGAAUAUUCCAUCCAUGGCCUUUUCUGCCUGAUGUUUCUCUGUGCAGCUGAAUGGGUGACUUUGGGACUUAAUAUCCCGCUGCUUUUCUACCACUUGUGGAGGUACUUCCACCGCCCAGCAGAUGGCUCAGAAGUGAUGUACGACGCUGUCUCCAUCAUGAAUGCCGAUAUCUUAAACUACUGUCAGAAAGAGUCGUGGUGCAAACUGGCCUUUUACCUGGUGUCAUUCUUCUAUUACCUGUACAGUAUGGUUUAUACGCUGGUGAGUUUCUAACAGACACCCUUUGCAGGGUGGGGGGGGGACGCCCACCUCACCUGGACUACGAAGUUAACGUGCCAAGACUGUGUGGCAGGGUGGGACGGACCCAUGACAGGCCCGAGGGCCCCCCCCACCCCACUCCCAUGUCCAAAGCCAAUUAACGCUGCAAGACUGUCCUUUUCCUGGCUGCCUUGGACAAUGAUACUCUGCUGCCUCAUAUCGGAUGGCGGGGGGCCUGCCGUACCACCACCAACAACAAACCCCCCCCAGCCCCAGAAAUAACGACCGCCGGCUCUAUAUUUUGGAAAAGGAAGCCGGAGCCGGCCUCUCCGCCGAUGGACAACCCCGUUGCAAGAAGGGCCACAGCUGGAAUGGAGUUUUCGGUUGAGGGGUCCAGACAGUAUUGGGGUGCAGGGCACUAUGUGUAAAGCAGAACUAGGGGGUCUCUCCAGCUCCAUUUAUCUCCAGCUCUUGCUGGACAGGGAACCUUUUGUGUGUAUGUAUGUGUGUGUUCUUCUACUGCUUUGGGAUAUUUAUAUUUUAAAAAAAUAAAUCUGGGGAGAAGGUGUGUGUGUGGUGCACCCCACUCCCCAACUUCUUUCCAUGG
Molecule: messenger RNA, 1443 nt
Organism: Lacerta agilis (Sand lizard)
Lineage: Eukaryota; Metazoa; Chordata; Lepidosauria; Squamata; Lacertidae
Gene: CNIH2
Product: cornichon family AMPA receptor auxiliary protein 2
Exons: 6
Coding region: 369-851 (160 amino acids)
Biological process (GO): regulation of AMPA receptor activity; vesicle-mediated transport
Cellular component (GO): dendrite; synapse
Source: RefSeq, a predicted model, not a curated record